GUUGCUGAUUGUAUAUAUGUAGCUACAUAUAUAUGCAUUUCCGUUGAAAAUUUCAAGCUAGCUCCCUCUUUCGGCAGGUGCCUGCGUUACGAAACAUGUAAACAUUAUCUACAUGGAAAGGCGGUAUAUUUCAUAGAUAAAUUCACGGUCACACUGGUUUACAUGUGCUUCGAAAUCAAAAUAAAUUAAUAUUCAAAAUGCUACGGAAAUCAAAGAAACAGCCACAAACAGUGGCGGAUAAAGUCAGCAAACUGCUGGCCCAUCCCAAUGGCAGCGAUUCGGAGGAGGACUCUGACUUUGAUGUGGCCACAGGGCCGCGCGUUGUGGAUUUCGAGCAAGACGAAUACGAUCUGCCCGAUGCUCGCAGCACGGAUAUUCGCAAGCGGAAUGUGAAGCUGCUGUCGGAGCAGAGUGAGCGCUACAAGGGAAAGAUCAGCAGUCGGAAGGAACUGGAGGAACUGGAGGAACAGGAUGACCAGAGCGAGGAGGAGGUGCCCUAUGAGGACAGCGACAGCGAUGAAGAUAAUGCACUAGCAUCCAUUAAUCAGAAGCUAAAAUCUGGAACCCAAGAAUCAGCGCACAGCGGAGAAGAGGAUGAUGAAGAAUUCGACGACAACGACGACACUGAAGAAGAAUUCGACGACGACGACGACACUGAUGAACAAUUCGACGACGACGACACUGAUGUAGAGGCUGAUGAUAGCAUCGAACCCUCUGAUAUCAUGUCGAAAUCGAAUCCCCAAGCUGAAAUCCAAAAAGGUCUCUGCGUCCAGAACCAACUACGCAUCUGGGAGCGUCUCCUCGAGCUGCGCAUCAACACACAAAAGGUCACCAGCAAAGCGAAUCAGCUGCCACCGCCCGAGACCCUCAAAACCCUUGGCGCCGAGAACGAGGAACUCCAGUCGGUGCUGAGCGAGGCCAAGGAACGCUCCUCGAAACUGCUGCAACAGCUGCUGGCCCUGCAAACGGCACUCAGUCAACAGAACUCAGAGACAAGGAAAUCGGUCAAGCGAAAGACAGUGUCAUCGGAGGAGACAGAACCACCAUUGAAAGUCUUUGCGAAUGUACUGCAAAGCAAUUUCCUGAACAUGACGGGCUACCGCAAUGAAGUGCUGCUGAAGUGGGACGAUCGCACGAAACUUCUGACGCCAGGAGCGGGUCUGAAGCGAAAGUCGCUGCAGGAGGACUACGACAUCAUCAAGAAGAUCGGCAGUGCCCUGGCCAAUCGGGAGGCACUCGUCGAGAAAUCCCAGACGCUGAAGAGCAACCAGCCGGAGAAGCAGCAGCAAGAGAACGAUCCUCAACCGCAGCGGCAGCCCCAUGUCUACGACGACAGCGACUUUUACCAUCAGCAGCUGCGUGAAUUGAUUGAAUACAAGGCCAGCACCUCGUCCAACAUGAGUGAGAUCACAAAGCAGUUUGUGGAGCUCCAAAAGUUGCGUCAGAAGAUGAAAAAGAAGGUCGACACCAGAGCCAGCAAAGGGCGAAAGUUGCGUUAUGUGGUGCACAAUAAGCUCACUAAUUUCAUGGCUCCCAACGAGGCUACCGAGUGGACGGAAAGCUCCAAAUCCGAGUUGUAUAAAUCGUUGUUUGUCUAGCAAAAUAUAUCUAAAUUUCCUAUAGAUUAUUCAUAUUCUUUCCAUUUGAACAUUUGAGUAUCGUUGAACAAACAAAUCGAAAUCGUCAAGUGCACUACGAUAUUAUCUGGAACACUUUCAGGACAUAUGUGUCCCUGAAAGGAUAGUUCUUGCUGAGAAAUUGUUCAAUUGGUAUUUCUCCUGAAAUAGGGCAGAGAUUUCUGAGAAACUUUUAAUUCUACAUAUCUCUAUGCAUCAAAGUUUUGGUUGGACUUUUCUAUGUAGGCUUAAAAAUCCCCGAAGAUCAAAAGAUGUCUAGCUUUAUUUAUCAGAUUUAAAAUACUACGGAAAAUGUUCCGAGAUAACUGUUUCUUUGUCUUUCUGUGGCUGUCGCUUUGAUCAUUUUAAACCCCCAAAUAUUUUAAAAUUAAUUCUAAUUAAAAUGAGUGACCAAUUG
Messenger RNA from Drosophila obscura, 2034 nucleotides. RefSeq names its product protein Aatf (gene Aatf). Gene Ontology annotation, cellular component: nucleolus; nucleus. The coding region runs from base 198 to 1598 and encodes 466 amino acids. NCBI's taxonomy places the organism in Eukaryota, Metazoa, Arthropoda, Insecta, Diptera, Drosophilidae. Gene Ontology annotation, biological process: regulation of transcription by RNA polymerase II. The record is from RefSeq and is a predicted model, not a curated record. The transcript has 2 exons.